Macrosteles quadrilineatus (aster leafhopper) is the source of this 2310-nucleotide messenger RNA. RefSeq lists its product as uncharacterized. Bases 1 to 2310 code for a protein of 769 amino acids. The record is from RefSeq and is a predicted model, not a curated record. Lineage: Eukaryota; Metazoa; Arthropoda; Insecta; Hemiptera; Cicadellidae. The transcript has 2 exons.
AUGAAUGAAGAACAAUUUGAAAGACUCAUGAAUGUUUUGGCUGCAGCUCUAGAAGAUGAAUCCAGUCACCCAGAUGAGUAUGGAAUCACACAAAUCAACGAUGUGGAAGAUCUUUACAUAGUAGUAGGACCAGACUCAGACAAAUACAUGGUUACAGUCACUAUCAACAACAAGCCUCAAACAUUUGAAGUAGACUCUGGUGCACGAUUUUCCUUAUUCUCAGAAACGGACUUUGAUAAACUUGGACUUAAAGUGCCACUUCAACCAACUCCUAUCUCAUUUCGCUCCUACUCUGAUGAUAUAAUAAAACCUAAAGGUAAAGAAACUGUCUCAGUCUCUUACAAUGCAAAUUCACUAAAUGCUGAUUUAUUUAUAGUACCUGCAGGUCAUUCUGCUUUGUUAGGACGAAUUUGGAUUCGUGGAUUUGGAAUUGAACUCAGUGAGGUAGACAACAGAAAGCAAUUACCGAUUAAUACAGUUGAUGUUAGUUUAGUACCGUCUCUAGAGGAUAUAUUCGAAAAAUACUCAGCAAUUUUUGAAGAAAGAAUCGGAUGUGUUCCCAAUGUUGAAGUCAAACUCCAACUCAGAGAUAAUGAGAAACCAGUAUUUACUAGGGAACGUGAUGUCCCUUUCGCAUUACGAGAGAGAGUAGAAAAGGAACUUACAACCCUCGAGUUUCAAGGAAUCAUAACUCCAGUCGCAUCAAGUGAUUGGGGGUCACCAUUGGUUGUUAUCCCAAAGCCAGAUGGAGGAGUCAGACUAUGCGUAGAUUACAAGUGUGGGGUUAAUUCAAAACUUGUCUCAUCUAACCACCCCAUUCGACGCAUUGAUGAUGUUCUACAUAGUCUCCGCGGAUCUAGAUACUUCUGUAAGUUGGAUCUUCAUAAGGCUUAUUUGCAUCUAAAAGUCGAUGAAGAGGGAAGUAAGAUUCAAACAAUAUCAACCCAUAAAGGAAUGUUCAACAUGAAUCGUCUCAGUUUUGGAAUAAAAUCAGCCCCUUCUGAGUUUAAUAGAAUUUUGUCACAACUAUUAAACGGAUUAUCAAAGGUAGAAGCAUACUUUGAUGAUAUCAUUUGUCACGGUGAAACUCUGGAAGAGUGUAUGAAGAACCUUAUUGCAUGUUUGGAAUGUCUCAAGAAGAAUGAUCUACAUCUUAACAGAACAAAAUGUGUUUUCUUCAAGGAAAGUAUUAAUUACCUUGGACAUGUGGUGUCAUUCAAUAAGAUUCAAAAAUGCCCUAAAAAGGUUGAAGCAGUUACUCAGAUGCCUCGCCCUCGAAAUGUUGAUGAGUUAAGACGCUUUCUUGGCUUAGUUACAUACUAUGCAAAAUUCAUUCCUGACUUCUCUUCAAAAACACAUCCGCUACGAUGUUUGCUUCGAAAAGGAGAAAAAUUCUUUUGGUCAGCUGCUGCUGAAGCCUCAUUUCUGAAUCUGAAAUCUGAACUUUGUAGUGAUACAGUUCUUAUUCCUUUCGACCCAUCAAAACCAGUUAUUCUCACAACAGAUGCUAGCCCAACUGGAAUUGCUGCAAUACUCAGUCAUGAUAUCGAUGGUCAAGAAAGACCAAUUGCAUAUGCAUCCAGAGCAUUGACCCAGGCUGAAACCAAUUACAGCCAACUUGAUAGAGAAGCUCUAGCAAUCAUCUACGCAGUCACCCAUUUCUAUAAUUACGUUUUUGGUAAAAAAUUCACUCUUGUCACCCAUAAUGAACCAUUGUCACAUAUCUUUCAUCCAGGACGUGCCCUGCCACGAAUGACAUCAUCUCGCUUAUUGCGUUAUUCUUCAUUCCUCAGUGGUCUUGACUAUACAGUUCGAUGCAAGAAAGGGAGAGACAAUGAAAACGUGGAUUGUUUGUCUCGAAGCCCAGUUCAAUCAUCAAUUUCAUCUGAACUAACAUUCGACAAAGAAAUAAACACAAUCAAUGCAGAAACCUUACUUCAAAUCUCCAGCACAGUGAUAACGGCAGAAACGAUAAAAGAAGAAACAGCAAAAGACCCUGAGCUUCAAGUUCUUUUGCAUGAACUGAAAAAUAGUCGCAAAGAUAGCCCUUACAUGAUCUCAGACAACAUACUUUUCCGAUCAGAUCGAGUCGUAAUUCCCAAACGUCUUCAAAAUCAAAUUCUUAAUGAGCUCCAUGAAUCACACCUCGGAAUUACUAAAAUGAAACAGCUUGCUAGAAGAUAUGUAUAUUGGGAAGGUAUGGACAAACAAAUAGAAAGACUAGUGAAAAGCUGUGAAGCUUGUGCUAAAGUUCGUUACAAUCCACCAAAAGCUCCGGUACAUCCGUGGGAUCAGCCCGAUGAUAACUGA